This is a messenger RNA of Pogoniulus pusillus (Red-fronted tinkerbird), 4779 nucleotides long. It is a transcript of the gene SPRY4, whose product is annotated as sprouty RTK signaling antagonist 4. NCBI's taxonomy places the organism in Eukaryota, Metazoa, Chordata, Aves, Piciformes, Lybiidae. Gene Ontology annotation, biological process: negative regulation of Ras protein signal transduction; negative regulation of MAP kinase activity; animal organ development. Gene Ontology annotation, cellular component: cytosol; membrane. The record is from RefSeq and is a predicted model, not a curated record. Bases 193 to 1092 code for a protein of 299 amino acids. The transcript is spliced from 2 exons.
ACAGCGCCGCGCUCGCAGGUCCCUUCCCUGCAGCUCCGGCCAGGAUUUCCCUGCUUCCCCCCACCACCUCUUCCCUUCCACCUCCUCUACUUCGGAUCCAGGAUUAACUCGCCUAUGGAGAGAUGGUUUUAGCUGAAUUCUUCAAAAUCACGUAAGAGCAGAUUUCUCACCCUGGAUCAGACUGCUUCAUCCAUGGAGCCCCGGAUUCCCCACAGCAUCACUGUUGUCCCCAACUCCAUGAUGGUCCAGCCUUUGCUGGACAGUCGUAUCCCCUACGGGCGGCUGCAGCAUCCCCUCACCGUCCUGCCCAUUGACCAGAUGAAGGCAACUCAUGUGGAGAACGAUUACACUGACAACCCCACCGCUUCCCAGCUGGCAGCUCAGAAGCAUCCUCGAGCCCCCCAUGAACUGGCUUUGACCAACCAGCAGGUCCAGCGCUGCGAGCAGGACGUCACCCACCCCUGGAUUUCCUUCAGUGGACGCCCCAGCUCUAUCAGCAGCAGCAGCAGCACAUCUUCAGACCAAAGGCUCUUGGACCACAUGGCCCCAGCACCCGUGGCAGAGCAGUCCUCCCCCAGAGCGGUCCGCAUCCAGCCCAAGGUGAUCAACUGCAAGCCCCUGGACCUGAAGGAACCUGUGUCUCAGGAACUGGACAAGCACUUUCUGCUGUGCGAAGCCUGCGGGAAGUGCAAGUGCAAGGAGUGCGCAUUGCCCCGGACUCUGCCCUCCUGCUGGGUGUGCAACCAAGGCUGCCUCUGCUCGGCGCAGAACCUGGUCAACUACUCCACCUGCAUGUGUCUCGUCAAGGGCAUCUUCUACCACUGCACCAAUGAGGAUGAUGAGGGCACGUGUGCUGACCACCCCUGCUCCUGCUCCCACUCAAACUGCUGCGCCCGCUGGUCCUUCAUGAGUGCCCUCUCCCUGGUGCUCCCCUGCUUGCUCUGCUACCUGCCAGCCACCGGCUGUGUCAAGCUGUCCCAGAGAUGCUACGACCAAGUAAGCCGGCCCGGAUGCAGAUGCAGAAACACAAACAGUGUCAUCUGCAAGGCGCUGCCAGAGGGCAAAGGCAACAGGGCAGAAAAGCCUUUUUGAUGGUUUGAGAAUAGGAUGCUCCACAGAGGGGGCUGACCUUGGCUCUUUUUAACAUAACCUGUGGUCUGAGGGGAACGUUUGACCUUCAGAGAAAGCAGAAGCAACUCUUCCCACAAACUGAAGCACUUUGGGCUAUUUAUGGGUUUGGGACUGGUCAGAAUUUAAAGAGAUGGGGCCAAAGAGGAAUCUUAAUGUAGAGUGAAGGCUGAACACCUACAUACAGCAUGAAGUACAGCUGCUCCCAACAGGAACCAGGAACUGCUGGCUUGGCAGGCACAGCUGCAUGAGCAACACCCAUUCCCAGAUGCAAAAAGCUGUGUUGGAGUCACGUCAGGGUGGGCUUCUUGGUUUUGCUUUCUUUCCAAACCCUGAUUUGCUACCAGCAGCCUGUUAAAGGUGGUGGAUUAACUUCUUCCACCCUUCUUCCCUGCCUGCUCAGUGUCUGAAGGUCCAGCUGCACCUGAAGUGCAGGUUUCUCCAAAGCUUUCUGUGUCGCUCAAAGGUUUUGAACCAGAAAUGAAGCUACAGGUCAGUUGUUGAAGGGUCUUUUGUCAUUUAGACACAUUGCUUUCCUUGAACCCACUUGGCCACAUGGAUUUGGACCUCCUUCUUCAAGCAAGGUGUUAUCAAACUGGUUUCUCCCCAGGAAAAAUAGUAGCAGGAUGUGUCAGAGUAGUGGUACCAACAUGGUAUUGUUCUGCCUGCAAAGCCCAUGCAUAGCAUCAGGCUUCACUCAAUGGAAUAUUUGGUUUACAUUCAGCUGCUCCAAGAGGAUUUUGGCCAAAUCCCAUUUCCCCAAGGCAUGUGCUGGAGCAAAGGGGAUCUUUACCACACCAUGACGUGAAGACAUUCAGUGUUUGUUUCUCUCAGCCUCUUAAGCUCUACUCAGCAGUCACAAAGCUCAAGUGCACGACACACCCAGGUGUAUUUUUAUAGGGAUACCAACCCAGCACCUCCUCUCCUGGAACAAGCUCUCUUUUGCUCCUUAAAUAUUCCAAUUUUUAGAGUGGUUUUGGUAUGGGGGGUGAAUGCCAUUUGCUUGAAGUACAACCCAUUCCCCCACCUCUAUUGCUGCUGGUCAAACUUUGCCUCCUCUGUACAGAAGUGUCUUUUUCAAGUGUAAAGAAUGCUUCUCGUGUUUAUUUUAGUGUUAACAAACACCAGGAAAAGCCAAGGGAGGGCAGAGAGCUUGUUUAAAGAAAGUGCCCAUGGCUUUGAGCAAGAGAGUAUCAAUGGCUUUGCCCAUGUGUUCAUCCUAGUGCUGGCUCUGCAUUCCCUCAGGAUGCAGCAACACUUCAGGAUGCAGUAAGCCCUUUCUCUCGACAACUACAAGGUGCUAAACACAAACCUUUGUCCAAACAUGCAACACCGAUCAGCAGGUAGGUACUUGUUGUGUGCAGAAAACUGAGCUAGACUCUUCUUUUUCCUUCCUUUUUUGUUUUAGUGAGAGGAAUUUUCCUCAGUCAAUGCACAGCAGUGACAGUGAAAUGUCAUCUCUAAUUAGAUAAGCAAUAGGCAGAGCUCAUGUAGCAUUUCCAGGAAUCCCAUUUGCUUGGCUGCAGUACAGUUGCUGCGUGGAUGGGUUGGCAGGAGCAUCCUGAUGGGACUUCUGGUGUCUCUUUGUUUUCAGAAUUCAUUUAACCUGCAUGACUCGGGGGUUGCUUAGGCUUAGAGGUACUGGUUGAACAAGGAAUUGAAAAACCAAAAGACCAACUUUCUGUUUACAACAUUUGCUGGCUUGUACAUAACACAUCAGAGAAAAAAGGGAUACUACAUCUGUCACCAGAUCCCAGUUCCUAGGGUUUAUCCUUUCAUUGACUGCAUGGGGACACAGAAUACCAAGGUGGAAGGGACCUCAAGAAUCAUCUGGGCCAACCUUUCUAGGUGACAGUGUAGCAGAAAUGAGAUGGCCUAGCAACCUAUCAAGCUGAGUCUUAUAACUGUCCAAUGUAGGGAAAAGCCCCUGCUUCUCUUGAGAGCUGAUUCCAAUGGCACCAGAGAGAAGGAAGCAGGUGAGGAUCCAAAGCUUCAUUUCUUGUCUUGCACAAAUUGGAGGGGGAAAGGUAAAAGGAAAAUCAACCCCUAAACUGGCUGAACUGUUGGUCGAAUGUAGAAGAUAUUCUAUUUCAUAAGAUAAAUCAUUCUCCCGAGAUGCAGACAGGCUAGAAAACACAGCAGGAGAAGGUAUCAACCUGCUGCCCUCCUCUCUUGAGACCAUAUGUAUCCAAAUGGCCUCCACUUCUGGCUGUUUUGCCUCUGACCCUCUGUCCCUAGCUGUUCCUGGGGAGUCUGAGCUGAGAAGCUGCAAGAGCAAAGCCCCACAGGCAGCACUGAUGCAUGGUCCUUGCAAGCAAACGCACGGCUGAAGUGGUUGCCACUGUGCCAAUCUACACUCAUGUAUAUACACCCGGCAAGCCUCCAGGGGGUUGCUGUCACUGUACAUAGCUGUAAACUAUUUCUCUGUUGGGUUCUUUUCAUAUCUAAGUCCUGCAGUGGUGUAAGGUGACCCCCACCAUGGGCUGUAAAACAUUAGUGGAUAUGUUAGAGCAGUGGUAAAUGUAGCAGAGCAAUCUUCCCUCUUCUUCUUGGUCUCCUGACAUAGUAGUAGGACUCUGCUCCAUCAGCUCCUGGCCCAAGGCCUGGACAGAAAGUGUCAAGCACUUUGCAGAGCACUUGGAAUGGUUCAGGGUCAGCUGUAAUAGGGGCUCUGCUAUCGGUGCUGGCCAUGGGGCUGGCAGAGGGUACGAUCCAGUCAAUGUCUUUAUUUUUCUCUCUUCCCCCAUCCAAUUCCCUUAUCCCAAUGCCUUUCCUUCCCCUAUCCCAAUGCCUCUCUUCUCCCAUCCCAACAUCUCUAUUCUCCCAUUCUAACACCUCUAUUCCUCCAUCCCCUUUUAAGGUACUUGGGUUUUCUGCCACCCCUGAGACAUACAUGGGCAUGGUGCUGUGUAACCUCAGCCCCAGCUCUGGCCAUCCUCCCGCUGGGCCAGGUGCCCUCUUGCAGACUGAAAUCCAGCUGCUGAACAGCACAAUCCUUGGGCACAUUUGCUUGGUGGGGUGGGACAAAGGCUAGAGGGGAGGCAACAGCAUUUCUCCCCAGACUGGGCACCGUGCCAGCACAGAGGAGGAUGCCAGGGUGGUCAAGCUUUGCCAUCCUGAACUACUAAUGGCUGUAACAGGUUCAUUGAUGGGCCUUACCCUCUGCAUGUGGGCAGCAGCUGAUGCCCACAAAGCAAGAAGGGGUACCUUUAUGGGGCACUGACCGUGUGAUGCCACUUCCCUAGCUGGCAUGGCUUCACUAGACAAAUAAACCAUGACUGAACUUUCCUCCCCUGUGGCUACAUGGAGUAGCUACUAAAUCCAUACCAUUGCUCCCCAGCUUUUCCACCUGGAUGAGCCCUCACAGCACUGGGUAUUCCCCCUCCAACGCUUGGACACACUGGGAAAGGUUCCCCCCCCUCUUCUCCUGGUUGCCACCUCACCAUAUCUACACCCUGAGAAGUUACUACAGAAGGUUUUUUUCCUUUGUAUAGAAUAUUUAUUUUGAAGCUCUAUUUUAAUAGUAUUUAUUUUAGAAAGUCUACUAUUGUAAGAGUUCUUCUGUUGGUGAAGAAAAAACCAAGUACUGAUGAAUGUACUGAUCUAGAAAUUAUAUAUAUAUAUAUUAAAAAAUAUAUAUUGUUAAAUAUA